Besnoitia besnoiti is the source of this 1689-nucleotide messenger RNA. Its product is annotated as adaptor complexes medium subunit family protein. Lineage: Eukaryota; Apicomplexa; Conoidasida; Eucoccidiorida; Sarcocystidae. The transcript is spliced from 13 exons. The record is from RefSeq and is a predicted model, not a curated record. Gene Ontology annotation, cellular component: cytoplasmic vesicle; clathrin adaptor complex. The coding region runs from base 1 to 1689 and encodes 562 amino acids. Gene Ontology annotation, biological process: endocytosis; intracellular protein transport.
AUGGAGUCGCUGUUCGUCCUGAAUGAGGCGGGGACGUUUCUCCUGGAGAAGCACUACGGCGUCCGCACACCUCGAGACGCGUGCGGCCCGCUUCUCCAGCGCCUGGUGGUCUCGCAGAACUCCGCCAGAAGCAGCAAAGCGGGCGCCCUCUCGGGCUCCAGGGGCAGCCACGCGCUGCCGCGAGUCAUGUGGGGGGCGCGAGGGACGGUGCUGGUUCACGCGCAGCACAACAAUCUGCUUUUCGUCGGAGCCGCUUCGAAAGACGUCGAGCCGCUGCUGCUUCUCAAUCUUCUACAGCGCAUGCACAGCACGCUGGCGUGGUACUGCGGGUCGGCCGCGACGUCAUCGCUGCCCGCGUCGUCGGUAUUCGCCGGCGCGAGCUCCGAGUUCCUCCUCACGGAGGAGGCGCUGCGGAAGCACUACUCCCUCGUCUACGUCUUGCUCGACGAGAUGAGCUCCUGCGGCUACCCUGCAACUGUUCAGGGAAACAUUCUGCAGAUGCUGGUCCGAAGGCCCUCCGUCAUGGAGGCUGCGAUGAAACUCGUGAACGGCUCGUCUCGCGUGCUCAGUUCGCUCGCCGCUUCGUUCGGGCUUGCCGGGUCGCAGGCCGCGGCAGGCGGUCCCAACGGGCCUGGAGCCCAGCGGGCCUUCGCGGCACUGGAGUCGGAGGCCGGCGCCGGCAUGGGGCGGGGCAGUGGCAUGGGAGAGGGUGGAGGCAUCAGCGGCGCCGGCAGCGACUGUUGGUGGCGCCGAGGGAACGUUCACUACGCGUCGAACGAGGUCUAUGUCGACGUCGUCGAGGCGAUUCACGCCAUCGUUGACGCCGAAGGCAAGAUGCUACAGGCGUCGGUUAGCGGCGUCAUCCAGAUGAACAGUCGCCUGAGCGGGUUGCCGGAGCUCUGUCUCACGCCACGGCGCCCUGCGCUACUGCAGGAUGCCUCCUUUCAUCCUUGCGUUAAGCUGCCGCGCUUCAAGAGGGACGGCGUCGUCGCCUUCUGUCCCCCAGACGGCGACUUUGUUCUCGCUUCUUACUGGCUCUGCGACAGCAAGUUCACGUUGCCGCUCUCUGUCUCCGGCAGCGUCGCGUUCCCGGCAAGCGCCUCUGGGGCCUCGGCGCCUGCGGGCGCCAAGUUCGGGCUCUACCCCACACCCCACAGUGUCUCCGCGCGGAGGGACGGCGGGUCUGCGGGGGCCCCGGGGCUGGGGACGGGCCGGUUGGAGCUGCGGCUCGCGCCAUUCUGCCCCGUCGGCGCCGCAGCCGCGCCGGGAAGCGCGGCAGGCAGUGCGAGUCUGAACUCUGGCGUCAUGGAGGCAGUCCUCGUCUGCGUGCCGCUGCCGUCCUUCGUGGACGGGGCGACCCUGACUGCGAGCUGCGGAAACAUUCGCUUCCUGCACGGUUCUUCGUGUCUACUCUGGGAAGUUAGCUCUCUGGCGUUUGACGCGCCGACUCAGAAGGCGGAAGGCACGCUCACACUCGUCGCAGAGGAGGCGAAGCGCGUCGAUGUCAUUUCACCCUGCGAAACCUCGCUGGUGGCUUCAGUGCAGUUCCUUAUCAAGAACUGGGUGCCGUCUGGUUUCAAGCUGGACUCUUUGGACGUUUCGAACAUCAAUGUGCCGCCGUACAAAGGCUGUCGGUACAGCACAGUCGCAGGUUCGGUGGAGUUCCGCAUCGAUGCCCGCCCGCAGUGA